Molecule: messenger RNA, 432 nt
Organism: Linum trigynum
Lineage: Eukaryota; Viridiplantae; Streptophyta; Magnoliopsida; Malpighiales; Linaceae
Source: the annotation of a GenBank genome assembly
AUGGGAGCUGACCAUAUCGUGUCAAAUAUGGCCAUGGACCCUGGUGUGGUCUACAAUGCGGCUCCACGGGACUACGUGUCUCUGUUGUGUUCGAUGAACUUUACGAGGAAUCAGAUUAUGACCAUCAUGAGAUCGAAUGACGACGAUUGUGCAAACUACUCGUCGCUCGAUCUGAACUACCCAUCGUUUGUGGCGUUCUAUGAUAGGAAUAUAACUACUAGAGUGAUGUUGACGCACUGUUUUCGGAGAGUGGUGAUGAAUAGUUUGGUGUUUGGGAAGAAGUACGAGUGGCGAGAUUACUUCGUGGAGAUAACGUACGCGAGUAAUAGUGAAGGGAUGGUUUCGUACGGUUCGAUUGUUUGGAUCGAGGAAAAUGGAAAGCAUAUUUUGAGGAGUCCGAUUGUUGUUGCGCCAACUUCUGCUGGCCAGUAA